UGUCAAUUGACAGUGAGCACCAUUCUUUGGUCACAGUUAUUUUUACCGUUGUUGUGAAGGCCAAAGUUCAACCCCUUGGGAAACAAUGGAAACCAUAACCGAACUCGCAACGUUAGCCAACGUCGCUUCGCCAAGCGAUGUUGUGUGGAACGAGGAAUGCGCCUACACGUUCCACUCGCCGUACACGACCGAUCAAGGUAUCGUGGUAGAUCUGAAUACCUUCGUUGGGACGUGUCAAGAAAUGGCGCUGACCACCAGCUCUCGAGGAAUUUUCGUGCGCAUUGUCAAAAGAAGGCAACGCAAAGAAAAUAAAGCCGGAGCAUUGGAAACUGUCUCCGUAGAAGCACCAACAAAACUAGCUUUGGGCGUGGAGGGAGGCUUUACGACCGAAGAAGAUCAGUUCGAGACCGUUUGUACAACUUCCGUUGUCGUUCUGGAAAAAGUUGGCAGCCUGGUACAGAUUGCAGCCGAAAUCCCCUACACGGAAGAAUCCAAGGGGACUUUCCCCACUAUGGUGGCCAUCAGUGUAGAUUCCAUCCUCAAUCACGCCGGCAAUAUGUUGCGACAGGAUGUCAAAACCUGGCAAUUGGAUCAAGAUGAUAUUCAGGUGUCGAAGUACGCCGAAAACCUCCCUUUUGUUGACAACGGGGUCGAAAUAAGCCCAGAUCCAAAAUCGUGGAAAUGUGAGUCUUCGGGGGCGACCGAAAAUUUGUGGCUCAACCUUUCCGACGGCUAUAUUGGCGGAGGGCGCAAAAACUGGGACGGAUCGGGUGGAUCCAACGGUGCCUUGGAUCAUUUUAAGGAAUCUGCUACGCAGUAUCCACUCGUUGUCAAGCUAGGAACGAUCACGGCCGAUUUGGAAACCGCGGAUUGUUACUCUUAUGCUCCCGACGAAGACGGACCCGUCAGGAUUCCGAAUCUAGCCGGCCUGCUAGAAAAGCGUGGAAUCAAAGUUUCUGCCAUGCAAAAGACGGUGAAAUCGACAGCAGAGUUAGAGGUAGAGCUAAACGCCAAUUACGCCUUUGACGCGAUCACCGAGGCAGGAGCGAACUUGACACCGGUGUCGGGGCCGGGUUUGCAAGGUUUGCAAAAUUUGGGAAACUCAUGCUAUCUUAAUUCGGUGAUGCAGGUCUUAAUGGCCGUUCCCGAGCUUAGCAAGCGCUACGGCACAUCUCCAGGUGGGAGCCUCACGCAGCACAACUUAUUGCAAAAUGUCCCUCCCAAGGAAGCAGCAGGUAAUUUGCUUACUCAGACAACCAAGCUGGCCAGCGCAUUGACUUCGGGUCUCUUUGCCCAUCCCAUAGCCGAGGAAAUAGGGCCAGAUGCGAAUGCUAUGGUCACAGACCCAAAGUACCGAUUGGCUCCACGAAUGCUAAAGAACGUUGUUGGGAAGAAUCACGUCGACUUUUGUACCGGGCAGCAGCAAGAUGCGGCUCAAUUUCUUCAAUACUACCUGGAACUCUUGGAGCUUCAGGAAAGGAAAGCUUCGGCGCGUUUGACCAAGGGAGACGGUCCUUUGUAUACGACGUCUCACUUAUUCGGGUUUCGCACGACGUCACGUCUGGAAUGUCAAGCUGAUCAGGCAGUAAAAUAUAAGGAUAGUGCAACCGAAACUAUUUGGAGCCUGAGGAUUCCCAUGGAGAAAGCAGUUCCGAAACCGGUUCCUCGCCUGUCGAUUGAAGCUUGCUUGGACUCUUGGGCAUCGGAAACUACUAUUGACGGUUUACAAUGGUCCCAUUUGGGAAAUGCAAAGCAUUCCGCUACCCAGAAAACACGCUUGACGAACUUUCCGCGAUACAUCGUGUUGCAGGCGCAACGAUACACACUCGGACCAGAUUGGAGUCCGAUCAAAUUGGAAGUUAGUCUCGACGUUCCGGACGAGAUGGAUCUGUCCAAGUACAAAUUCCUUGGCCCUUUACCAAGCGACCGUGUGGUACCGGCAGAGUCCGCAGACACCGAAGCGAAGACAGCGGAUGGUCCUACUACCCCGGCCGUUGACGAAGCUGCCUUAGCACAAUUGAUGGACAUGGGAUUCUCACUGAACAGUUGUAAGCGUGCGCUGACCGCUGUCGGUGGGAACAAUAUAGAAGCAGCCAUGGGUUGGGUGUUUGAGCACAACACGGACUCAGAUUUUAACGACCCGUUGCCAGACGUUGGAACUGAUGUAUCUCCAGAAAUUGGUAAAGCUGUGGCUGAAAGUGCUGUCCAGUCACUGGCGGAUAGUUUAGGCUGUUUUUCUGUUGAUCAAGUCCGAGUAGCUUUGGAAGAGACUAACGGGGCGCCUGAUCGAGCUGCGGACUGGUUGUUUUCCCACAUGGACGACUUGGAAGGUGCUAUUUCCGCCUUGAAGAAAAACAGGGCACCCGUUGAGCCUGUGGGGUCUGAGGAAAGUGUUUCGCUAGAAGACGGACCAGGUUUUUACAGGUUGACGGGAUUGAUUUCGCAUAUCGGAAAGAACACUGGCAGUGGUCACUAUGUGGCUCACUUGAAGAAAGGAGACAAGUGGAUUAUCUUUAACGACGAAAAGGUUGCUGUCUCUGAGCAUCCACCGAAGGAGCAUGCAUACUUGUAUCUACUGCAGCGUACGGAUACCAUCGACAGUCCGCACGAGAGCUAUUAGAAAGUAAAUUAUAUAAACGCGAUCGUCUAGC
Molecule: messenger RNA, 2651 nt
Organism: Phaeodactylum tricornutum CCAP 1055/1
Lineage: Eukaryota; Bacillariophyta; Bacillariophyceae; Surirellales; Neidiaceae
Exons: 3
Coding region: 86-2620 (844 amino acids)
Biological process (GO): protein deubiquitination
Cellular component (GO): nucleus; cytosol
Molecular function (GO): zinc ion binding; cysteine-type endopeptidase activity; cysteine-type deubiquitinase activity
Source: RefSeq, a predicted model, not a curated record